Scatophagus argus is the source of this 9573-nucleotide messenger RNA. RefSeq names its product protein tyrosine phosphatase non-receptor type 20 (gene ptpn20). The record is from RefSeq and is a predicted model, not a curated record. Gene Ontology annotation, biological process: protein dephosphorylation. Gene Ontology annotation, molecular function: protein binding; protein tyrosine phosphatase activity. The transcript has 47 exons. Gene Ontology annotation, cellular component: cytoskeleton. NCBI's taxonomy places the organism in Eukaryota, Metazoa, Chordata, Actinopteri, Scatophagidae. Bases 335 to 7525 code for a protein of 2396 amino acids.
GGCCCUGACCUGUCGCUGUCAAACCGCGAGGCUAAUCCAAUUAAGUGUUUAAAGGCGAGAGGCUAAGAAUAGCCCCAAUUACAGUAAAAAGUUUCAGACCUUCGGCGGUGCUGCUGCUGCUGAUAGUGCAAAUGAAUGGGGCACCAUGCAUGUGUAGUUAAUGUCAAACCUGCCAGAGCGGAGCAGCCUUUACCGAGAGGACGUCAAGGCAGCAAUGCGAUGAUCACAAGGAUUAUUUUGGAUCCGUGGAGGAAGCACUGAAGAUAAUACACAGGAUCACACUGCUGACAUAGGUCACAUAUGGUACCAGGUGCGUUCUUGGAAUGUGUGCAGGAUGAGCAGCACAUUUGUUACGUUAGCUGAAGUACUGGAGGCACGAGGGGGACCUCUGAUGGAGGAGGAGGUCUGGUCCCUGCUGCUGGGCACUGCAGAGUCUUUAGUAGAUGUCUCCUAUAAGGGUCACAAUAAUAUGUGUAACAUCAUAAGCCCCACCUCCUUGCUGCUAUCAGCCACUGGUACCUUAGCAUUUAAGAACUGUGGCCUAUCAGAUGAGGUAUCCACCUUCACUGCUCCUGAGAUGCUGCAGGGCCGUGCCAGCUCAACCAAACCUGCCAUAGAGAGGAUGCUGGUGUAUUCACUGGGUAUGACUCUCUACUGGUCAGUUGAUUUUCACCUACCUCAAAAUCAGCCAGUCCAGUUGAGUGACCAUCUGAACAGCCUCCUCCUCAGCAUGUGUGAGGACCUGGCCCACCGCAGGGUGAAUCUCAACUCCAUCCUGGAAGCCUGCGAAUCUCAGCAUAAAGCCUCCAUCCUGCCACCGCCCCCCAAAAUCAUCAGACAGCUGGUGGAGGAGGUUUUUCAUGAAUCAAUGGAUCAUGGAUCUCUGCCGGACAGUAACGUCCCUUUGAGUGGCAGGAGCCAGGUGAUCAGGGAGAGACUUCAUGGAAAGAGAGGGCCAUUUUCAGAGUUCAGCGACGGGAGUGCUGAAGGCAGAAGAUACUCAACAGACUCUGACUCAAAGUCAGGGAGUUUACCUCAGAGACCUUGGAGACAAAGACCACGAAGCUCUCCCACACCAUUGUACCAGUCUUCUUUAGACAGACUCCCUCGAGGGGUUCGUCACAGGGACAGCAACAGCAGUUGGCUUGGUAGGAGCCCCCACCACGACAUCUCUCCUAAGGCGUCGGGCAGAUCUCAUAGUCCUUCCAUCACCUUCAGUGAAUCCUCACUCAGCUUGAGCCAGAGGAAAGCUAAGGCUUUGGGUCCCGAGUUUGUCAGAAUGUCAGACGAACAACAAAUUGUUCUCGAGCUUCCUGGAUCUAUUGUGUCCAGAAAGGGACGCUCUUGUUCGUCUCAGAGAGAAGUGACUGUAGUGCUGCCUAACGGACAGUACGUGGUGGUUCGCUGCGACAUUAAGUCCAAAGCAAGAGAUGUGUUCGACAUGGUGGUGGCUCAUGCAAACCUGGUGGAACACUUUUACUUUGGUCUUGCCUUCCUUGAUGAUGAUGAAUAUUUCUUUUUGGAGCAUGAAACAAAAAUCUCCAAAGUUGCUCCUGACAGUUGGAAAAAAGGGCAGAUGUCCUCCUUUUUGGUGUUUCUUCGAGUCAAAUAUUUUGUUGAUGAUAUUUCCUUCAUUUUGCACAGACUGACUCGUCACCAGUACUACUUACAGCUGCGUAAGGAUAUCUUGGAGGACAGGCUUUACUGUAAUGAGGAGACAGGCUUGUUUCUUGUAGCUCUUGCUCUGCAGGCUGAGUUUGGGGAUUACAUGCCAGAGUUGUAUGGUAAGAAUUAUUACCAGCCAGAGCAUUAUGUGUCCAAGAGGAUGUUAGAGAAGCUGGCCCUGCCCAGUAUCAAGGAAGAGUUGCCAAGACUUCAUGCAUGUCAUGCCCAGAUGCUUCCUGAAGAGGCAGAGACAGAGUACCUGAAGAUUGCCCAGCAGUUACCCGAGUAUGGGGUUAUGUUCCACCGUGUGGGUAGAGAGAAAAGGCCAGUGGUGGGAGAGCUGGUUUUGGGGAUCUGUGCCAAAGGAAUCAUUGUGUAUGAGAUGAAGAACCACGUCAGGACUGUCACCCGACGCUUCCUCUGGAGGGAAACCGACUCCAUAUCCACUGGGCGGCGUAAACUGAUUAUAGAGUGUGGUGGGCCCAGCGGGAAAAAGCACAGUUUUGUAACAGAAAGCUCAAAAAUAGCACAGUACCUUCUGAACCUCUGCUCAGCACAGCACAAGUUUCAUAGUGAGAUGACAUCACGACAGCUCAACCACACCAUGAUACCAGAUGAAAACAUGGAUAAGUAUGUGUCUGUCUACCGGGGUCGUAACUUGAACCUUAAGCGGCUCUCCUGCUCAGAGGGCAUGUUGAACCAUGUGGGUUUGACGCCUGGUCAACCAGACUCCCUCUCCAAGUCCUGUGAUGACCUGACUGCCAAGCUGGAGGAGCGACUACGUCAGCAGAGAGAAAUGAGAAGGGAGAUGAGCAGAGAGCUGAACAAGGAGCUCCCAGAAACAGGAGAUUUCAGGGACGUGAAGGACCGACAGAGUUGGAGCACGCCAGAGCCAAUUCCCAGAAUGAUGUCCAGUGUCUCACUACAAAAGCAGGACUCUGAUGCCUCUUCCUCCAUACGUGUUGAUACACCAACCAGGACCCCACCAGAGCGAGAGAUAGUCUGUGUGAACCUGAAGAAAGAUCAGAAACUGGGCUUUGGCUUUGUGAUAGUGGGCGAGGACAAUACUGGUAAACUUGACCUUGGGAUCUUCAUUGCUUCCAUAGUGCCUGAUGGGCCUGCGGACAAAGACGGACGAAUCAAACCUGGUGGACGUCUCAUCUCCCUAAACAAGAUUAGUUUGGAAGGAGUGACAUUCAGUGACGCUGCUGCCAUCUUACAGAACAGCCCUGAAGAGGUGGAGCUCAUUGUGUCCCAGCCUAAACAGUCUCUGAGGGACAGCAAGACUUCCUUGACUCAAAGCACUCUUGGUUUGGCGUUGGAGAAGGGUUUUGGGUCCCAGACCACACUGAGUGGCACAGAGUACCGUCCUGCCAUGGAGGAACUGGAAGAGGCCAUCACUCUGUCCAACAUGGCAACCCCAAAACAGGGCAAGAAGCUUCACAUUCCUGUCGUGCGCAUACAUGAUGCUCAGGAUGUUUGUUCCAGGUCCCCUUCUAUCUUAAGUUUGAAAACUGGAGAGCGGUUUAUAGUGGAGCUGAAGAAAAGCAGUGGCAGUCUUGGCAUCAGUGUUGCUGGAGGAAUAAACACCAAUGUGCGAUAUGGAGGCAUCUACAUCAAAAGUCUGGUGCCUGGAGGUGCUGCAGAGCAGGAUGGGCGCAUUCAGAUCGGUGACAGACUGCUGGAGGUCGAUGGCUCCAACCUGAGGGGUGUGACUCACCAGCAAGCAGUCGAGUGCCUGAAGAGGACUGGGGAGGUGGUGAGCCUGCUACUGGAAAGGGAGCCCACAGUAAUACUGGAGCCCAGACCUGACUCACCCUGCCCCCCAUUGGCCCACAGUGCAUCACAUACACAAUCCUCCAGGACUGAUGUCUCUAUGGAAACGACCUUGAGUGGUCGAGCCAAGGACUACAGCUUUGUGACUGAUGAAAACACGCAUGAGGUGAUACUGAAGAAGAGUUUGUCUGGCCUCGGCUUCAGCUUUAACAUCUCGCAGCUUCGCUCAGGGCCUGACCGUGGCAGCGUGGUCCGCAUUAAACGUCUCUUCCCAGGUCAACCAGCGCUUGAGAGUGGCCUCCUGCAAGAGGGAGACAUCAUUCUGUCGGUGAACAAAGAACCUGUCAAGGACCUGUCUUACCAGAGAGUUUUGUUCCUGCUACGUGGAGCUCCGUCUGAAGUUCAUCUGCUGAUCUGCCGACCAGGUCCUGGACUUUUAUAUGAUGCUGAUGACAACACACUGAGUCCUGCACUCUUCCGUGAGGUUCGGUCUCGGUCUCUGGAUAUUCGACUGGGAGAGGACUACAGCCAGCUCCUUAAAUAUCAGUAUGAUGACAAAAUACCUGUCCAUAAGCAGACCCCCACCCAAGAGGAAGAUCUGACCAACGCCAUAGAGAAAAGCCCAGAACCCCCUGCAGCUCCAGCACUCUUGGAGACUGAGGAGCAUGUGGAGAGUGAAGUGCAGAUCAAUCAGCCUCCUCCAUCUCCUCCUCGUUCACCACCCUCACCCACCUCACCCACAUCACCUCCGUCACCAGUCUCACCGGCCUCACCGGCCUCCCCAGCAUCUCCUGCCUCGCCUGUAUUACCUGGUUCUGGCUUCACACCAGUUCCACCAGAGUCACAGUCAACCAUUGGGAAACUAGAGGAACAACAGGAAGUAGAAGCAAAGGAGAAGAACAAGGACAAGGAAGAGGAGGCUGCAACAACAAGAGGCUCAACUGUUAUGCUUAUGGAUGUCUGCCCUAAGACAGCUUCAAACUUUGCAUAUUCUAGCGGAGUGAGAGAGGAGGCAGAUGGAAGUGUGAGCUACUGCCUAAUGGGAAAUGGUCUGACUAUCAUGGCAGAUGAAGAGUACUUGACCAUCAGCUCCACACUGGAGCCUCCUCACAUCUUUCCCUCUAGUCUGGCCACUCAAACUCCAACAACCAACCUCACAGCCCUCCUCUCUCAAACCUCCAGCAGCUCCUCUAGUUUCAUCUCUCAGAAUCCAAGCCUCGGCCCUCACAUCCCUACUUCAGCCAUCACACCCCUUAAACUCUCAUCUGACACCCCGACCACUUCCCUGACCCACCCAGCUCAGCCACUCACAACCCAACCACCAAAAGCCAAGCACCACCCGAUCCAGCAGGGGCUUCUUCCGAGUCACUACAAAGUAACCUCCAAGAAUGGAAGGCCUAUGGCGCCUCCACCCCAGCCUCCUGCUCCACCACUGACUCCCAUCAUGGCCCAGGUCAUGUCCUCUGCACCUCCCUGUGCCAGUCAACCUGCCCCAACGCUGCCAUCCGCAGUGCUGCCACCUCCUGCCCAGAGCCACACUCAUCUGAGGGAAGAACCAGAAAGGAAAGAGAGACAAUACAAGGAUGAUGAUGAUGAUGAAGAGAAUGAUGAUGAGGAGGAAGAGAGUCGAAGAAAGGGACAGGUUAAAGAGUUUGAGCUUACAGUGGUUCUGACCAAGUCCAGGAAUGGAAGCUUUGGGUUCACCAUCACUCGAAGCAAGCUGGACAACUGCUACUACAUACAGGAAAUACUGGACAACCCAGCCAAGGCAGAUGGACGUCUCAGGGCAGGAGACCGGCUCAUCACGGUAAAUGGGCAUGAUGUUACCAAUGUGGCAGAUGAUUUUGCCAUGACGAUUCUCAGGUCAUCUUCGAGAAGACUGAGUAUGACCCUGGGGAGGGCAGUUACCAACCUGGUGGCCCCACCUUCCUGUGACAGCCUGCCUGAUGUAGUUCUCCACAAGACUCCUUCAGGACAGCUGGGUAUAAAGCUGACAGGAGGCAUUGGCAGCAAAUGGCAGGGUAUCUACUGUUUGGAGGUGGUGCCAGGCUCCCCAGCCAGUGAGGAGGGCAGUGUCCAGCCCAGUGAUAAGAUCCUCUACAUCUGUGGCAGGUGCACACUCGGAAUGACCCUGGAGGAUGCAGUGAAAGCCUGUGAGCUGGCCCCACGUAAAGUUAAACUUAAAAUCCUCAGAGAAGACCAGCCAGUGACCCCCAAGGCUAAGUGGAAUGGUCUGUUUGACUGGAAAAAGGACAGGAAGUUCUUUGCUCGUUUUGAGGAGCCCAUCUCUCCAGAGAAAGACUCUCCUACCGAAGACGCCGGAGAUGUGUGUAGGACUGCUGGGAAUUUCAGAUGUCUCUCUGUCAACCAAGAACAUGAUAGUUGCAUUAUGCAAGUGGAGUUCAAAAAACCAGAAGGAGGAGGCCUUGGCUUUGCUUUAGUUGGGGGAACCAAUGGCAGUAUGCUCAGAGUGAAGGAAAUCUGCUCUGGUGGAGUAGCUGAGCAGGACGGUCGGCUGAGAGUGGGAGAUAUUCUAUUAGAGGUGAACGGCGUGAUUGUGUCUGGGCUGAGCCACAAUAAGGUGGUUGAUAUCCUGCGUAAAGCUGAGGGUACCGUACAGCUCACCAUCUGCAGAGACAUCCUGCCCCUGGCCUACUCUGAGUCACCAACACCACCCAACAUGUCUGCUCAGACUGAAGCAGUUUUAGCCGAGCAGCCCGCUCCUGUGUCCAGCCCCGAUACCUGUUCCUCAACUGACGUCACACUGAAUAAGCCAGUAGAGCGCCCACCUGGGGCAGCAUCAGACCCUGUGGUCAGUGAAGCUGGUGUGUUCCUCACUUUGCCACCUCCUCCACCACAUCAACAACUGACUGUUGUGACAGAUGAGGCUGCAAUUAAACAGGAGAGCUGUAACAGCACCCCUUCUCAUCAAGCUUGCUGCCCAUCCCUCAGUGUCACUGAUAUGUUGCAUGGAGCUUCUGACAGGAAACAAAUUGUGACCAAACUUUUGGACCAGUCUUGCAAAGACAUCAGGAGAACCCAAUCAGAUGGCUGGAGUAGCGAAGAAGAUGAUGAUGUAUUUGAUGCCACUGGUCAGGAAAUGACCUCACCCCAAUCAGGCCCACCCAUAGUGUCAGAGGAGGAACUGGCCAGUUUAGCCCUCAUUAGCCCUGCUAAGACCAGCCAGUACUCAGGCUCCAGAGUCAAAGCUCUCAUCCAGAUUCUGCAGCAUCAGCUGGACCAGCAGGAACUGGUCAAAGAGUUUAUGACUCUGGAGCAUCUGAAGCCUUCUGAUAACUGUCUGGUGGGGAAAGCCCCUGAGAACAGAGAUAAGAACCGCUACAGAGACAUCCUACCAUAUGACAAAACUCGUGUUGCCAUUGGAGACAACCAGGACUACAUCAAUGCCAGCUACAUUCGCAUGCAAGUUGGCAGUGAGGAGUUCUUCUACAUCUCCUGCCAGGGCCCUCUGCCUUCCACAGUGUCGGCCUUCUGGCAGAUGAUCUGGGAAAGCAAAUCUGACGUCAUUGCCAUGAUGACCCAGGAAGUAGAACGGGGAAGGAUCAAAUGUCACAAGUACUGGCCGGAAAAGCUGGACGUACCUCUGGAAACUGGCAAGUACCAAAUUUACCUGGAAAACCAACAGUACAUGGAGUACUUCCAUAUCAAGGUCAUGCGCAUGGUAGAGACAGAGACUGGUGAGGCUCAUUUUGUACGUCACCUGAAGUUCACACAUUGGCCUGACCAUGGUGUGCCGCACAGCUCCGAGCAGCUGGUUCGCUUCAUUCGCUACCUGAGGGCAGUGCACCACAAGGGACCAGUCACCGUGCACUGCAGCGCCGGCAUCGGACGCACAGGAGUUCUCAUCUGCACUGACAUUAUUAUCAGCCUCAUUGAGAAUGAUUUGCCUAUUAAUGUGAGCGACAUUGUAAAAGAGAUGAGACUACAGCGGCAUGGGAUGAUUCAAACCAAGGAACAGUAUCUCUUCUGCUACAAAGUCUGGUUGGAGGUUUUACAGGGAAUUUUACAGCUUCACGGCAACCAGUGGCAACCGGAAAGUCCCCAAGACCACAAAGUAGUUUGAAUGUUUCCACCUUCGGUUCACCUAUCUGUAAAGCACAGACUGUGUCUGAGAAACCAUGUGAAGUCUGUCACAGCAAUGACCAGUGAUAUCUUUUUCUCUUUUUCUUUGGCUGUAGGUAGUUUAGUUAGCGAUAACAAGAAACCUGUACUUCUUCUCUGUUUUGAUACUUUGUGUUGAGGCCUGUUGUUACAAUGACUUCAGCUCUGAUUUUUUUGUCGUUCUUGUAUGUGCUCUCAGUGCUGUAAUUAUCUGUCAGUUUAAUUUAGAUCACUGAGGUUGUUUUGCCUUUUUGGGCUUAGUGAAUUGCCUUCUGUCUCUAGGAUCCUUUUUUAAUUUUUGUGUCACUGAUUGAAUGUAUCUCAUUUAAUUUUUUUCAACAACCUGUAAUUCUUACAUUGCAUUAAUUUUUAAGUCACAUUGCAUGGAAUUUAAAAUCUGGUAAUAUAUCGGGCAGUAAUGUCACUAAUGUCAUCAAAGUGCACAAGUGUACAGUUCGACCAUCAUACCAAAGGGAAUAUUUGUAACCUUGAUGAAUAGCAUUUGAUUAAGCAUUGUGUUAUCAUUUCAUUAAGUGCAUUUGUACCCUGGAAAAAAGGGCAUUAGCAGAAGAACACUAUUGAUUUUUCAGUUCAUCACGUAAGGAAAUGAAAAGAAUCAAGUGCCUUGGAAUGACUCACACCGCUUGCUCCACAUUGACCCGGAGCCACUUGUCACAAGCGGUCGGGGACGAAGAGCGAGAAACUGAUUUGAGAGCACCCAGCGGUGGUCAGACUGAAUGCACAGCUUUCAGUCUUUUUGUGAUCUGAGGUGAAUUGAAUGUUUGGUUGACCCAAACUAAAGAACGAUUACAUUUCAUGUUUUAGUUUAAUUGUAACUUAGAAACAAUGUGAAGUUUGCACACCGCCUGUCAACAUUUUUGUUUGUGGGCCCAUUUUAUAAAAAACAUUGUCACAGUGAGUCCUACUAAUCACAUGUUGCACAUCUAAAUACAGAUAAACAAUGAUUGAACAUAACAAAUGUUUGGAUAAAUUCAUAAAAUUUCAGUUCACUCUUUUACUUAAAGGUGGAUAAGGUGUGAACACUCAAUAUCUAAUUUUUUUGUAAAAUGUACAAAACUGACUUUAAAUGUCAUUUAAAUGAUCAGUUACUUUUAGGUGUUAUUUGUUAUGUGAUAACAUCCUUUAUCUGUAUUCCAUAGCUAUUUUAAUACAAACUCAGCCAAAAAUGCAAAAAAUAUUAUGAGGUUUACAAACUUUCCAUUUUGCCACUUUAGAUGUAUAUGAUGUACAAAGCAACAGGACUGCAUUUCCACAUCACAGAUCAAAGAUGAUUUAUAGCUGCUGGUUUGAACCUCAACCUUUGGAUGUAACUGCUUGUAAGCUUUGUUCUUUUAGCUGCUAUCUCACACACACCAGCUCUCUUACUGCAUGAAAUCUCUCUAAGUACCGACCUCUGAGCCUGGAGUUUGACUGAAUGACUUGAACAUGUUCAAAAUUUGGAAUGCAUCAAAGCAAUACUCUCUACGAGCAGAGGAGAUCAGAACGUCCACCUCGCAACCGAUAGCGUCUUCCCAACAGAUUGGAGCAUGCCGAUAACACAUACACAGUACUGCAUCUUUGCCAUGUGGAUGGCUUUGCAGAGCCGUCAGCCUCCGUACUGUGUAUGCAAAUCUUUCCAGUCAAUGCUGGUCAGCUGUUUUCCAGCAAUAGGUAACCCUCUGUUAUGUGCAAAUUCAUGUUGUCUUUGAGAUCCUGUUGAGAGGUUUUCUCUCUCAAUUCUCUUCUCUCAAAUCUUGAGAGAACAAGCAAAAACACAUUUUGCACUCAUCUGUGAAAAUGCAUCUUGUACAGCAAGUGCUUACGUAAUGUGAAAUGUAAUAACCCUUAAUUGCACAACUGCUUAUUUAUGCUAAAUUAAUAUCUUGUCACUGUACAAGUCUCUGUGUAACCAGUAACUGAGAACAAUGUAAUACCUCUCUCUUUAAUUAAAAACCUCUCUGAAACUUGUUUGCAUGUUAUAUGACAGAUUUUACCCCCUCGACUCUGAAC